ACCACACACACUGCACGCACGUUGGGGAAUGUGUGUGCCGUGCAUAGGUGCCGUAUGUUUGAGCAGCGCAGUGCACAUGCACGCACGAUCUUUACGACGUUAACACAUUGGCAAUGCGUAUGCACUGAUAAUAUUGGAUGGCUUCAGAAUAGAGUCGAGGUUUUGUCAAAACAAAAGUUGGUAAUUUGAUUAUUUGUGUCAGUGGAUGGUGAUUUCAAAGAUGGAGAACAACUGUGGUAGAUGCUGUGAGAAGGCAUCCGAAGUGGAAUGUGCAGACUGUGGAAAGCAUGGACAUGGUGGAAAAAGUGAUGCUGCUGCAGCAGGUGCUAUUCCUCUUUGUUUGGAGUGUUCCAAUCUUCUUCAUGUUGGUUUCAUGAAAGACCAUAAACUUGAAACUAUUGAGGUCAAGGCGAAAAGAGAGGACUUCAAGGACUACAUGAAAAACUACAAAAAGAAGGAACAGGUGUUGAAGAGAAGUCUUGUUGAGAUCAAGCAUGCAUACCAAAACAUCACAAGCAGGGGUGAAAACAAUAAGUACACUGUACAACAAGCUUUGGUGGCUAUUAAUCAUGCUCUGAAGAAGAAAGAGGAAGCACUGAUGUCAUGUAUGAAUCAAAGUAUUAGCGCCCUCAAAGCUCAGCUUGCAACAAGUGAAAAGGAUCUGGAACAACGUUUGAAGAAACUGCAAAGUUGCCAUGAGAAGGCUGAAAAAGUUGUAUCUUCUGAAGCAGAAAAAUUCAUGAGUGAGCAUUCUGAGGUAGCAGAAGAGAUUGAGAAACUGCUGGAUGAGAAGACACCAGGAGACAUUCCAUCUUUGAACCCAUCUAUCUCAGUUGAUGCCCUUGAUGUUAGCAAGGUCUUAGAAAGUCUUGAGAGCUUUGGUGCUGAAUGGCUGACUAAUCAGAAGACUGAUGAAAGAACUCCACUAGCUGAUAGUGUCAAGGAAAUCAAAGAAGGAGACAAGCUGAAGGGAUACGUUGAAAGUCGGAUGGAUGCUAGGGGUUGUUUCUGGGUGUGUCAGGACAUGGUUGAAGGAAUCACAAACCUCUUGGAUGAUCUUAGCUUUGAGAUCAGGAAGGAUAUUAUAACUCAUGGUUGGGAGGAUCUAACUGUUCAAGAAGGCUCCCUCUGUGUUGCUCAGUAUUAUCAGGAUAAUAGAUGGUACAGAGCAAGAGUGGAGAAACUCAAAGAGCACACAGCAGAGGUACGAUGGUUAGAUUAUGCACACGCUGAUGAGGUUCAGUUGAGUCAUAUUCAGCCGUUAAGAGAACGCUUCAUGGACAUUCCAUUCCAGGGCUUGGAGUGUUCACUCUUUGCUGAUAUGUCAGAGGAGAUGCCUCGUCAAGCUCGUUGGGAGUUCUCUGAUCUUGUCUCUAAUAUGAUCUUGGAUUGCAUUGUCAUCAGGAAGUUAUCUUCAGCCAAUCAAGGGAAAGUUCCUCUGUAUCUCAUCAGAUUGGAUCAAACUGAGGGAGAGAAACAAGAUAUCGCAGAAUGUGUCUGGAACAAAGCCCAAGAUUCAAGAAGUAGUAAGGGACCAAUUGCAUACCGGGACAUCCGUCUACUCAACAAAGAAGCCAAGGAUAUACAGGUUGUCAAGGAAGUGGUCAAUUCAAGCAAGAAAACAUCUGAUGAUGCAGCCAAGACGACAUCCGAGGAGAUAGAGGGUGACAAGGAUGAGGAGGGACAGAAAGAAGAUGGUGAGAAGGAGCAAGAUGAUAAGGAGAAGAAUGAACAACUAAAAGAAGAAGAAAAGAAAGAAGAAAAACCUCUUGAAUCUGAAUAUGGACCUCCCAUGAAUGAUGAGAAGAAAGAAGAAUUGAAAGAAGAAGAAAAGAAAGCAGAUGAAAGGGAAGAUGAAAAACCUCUUGAAAUUGAAGGGGAACCUCCAAAGGUGGGGAAGAAAGAGGAAGAAGGGCAAUCAAAGAUAGAAGAGAUUGACAAGAAUAAGAAAGAAGAAAACACAAGUGAAGAGUCACUAAGAGCAGAAGAAAAGGAGUCAAAGCCAGAAGAAGAAGACGUGAAGCUGUUGAAUGGAGGUGAUGGAGAGACUGAAGGUGUGAAAGAUGAAGGAUUGAAGGAUGAAGAAGUGAAAGAAGAAGGGAAAGAUGGAGAAGAAGACCUGAGUCUAGCUCAGAAGCUUGAGAAACAAGGAGAUACUGCCCCGGCUGAUGGAGUUCCUACUGGUACACAUAUGUCCCCGAUGGCAUUCAUCGCAGCCCAUGGGAGCUAUACUGCUAUCAAUGGAAUCAGUAGUAAUGAGAAUACUAGUAACACCAUGCCACCGUUUGUUGGACCUCAACCUCAACUAGACACUGGAUGGUAUCAACACUAUGCAAGCCAUUAUGCUGUUACCAGUAUGGGGCUUCCAGCAGUGGUAUCAGCUUCUAAUGGAGAUGCCUAUGGCAUGGUACCAGGGUCUCAUCUUGGUGUUCACGUUGCCACUCCUCUGACAGCGGAUGGAACAUUCUGGGCAGCUAAGGUCAGAGGUCAUGAGCAAGAGAUAAGAUUCAGGAGGCUUAUGCAUGAGAUCAGUGCUCCAAGUGAUCCAUUGCCCAAAGAUCAGCUUCAUAGAGGCAAGAUGGUCUGCGCCUUUCAACAUGAUAUGGGACAUUGGUGCAGGGCUAAGGUGGAAGAAAUCGCUCAAGACACGGUUCAUGUUCGAUUGAUAGACUUUGGAUCUGUAGCUUCAUUGGAUUGUAAGCAGCUCAAAGCUUUGGAUGUAAGACAUGGUGUCUUCCCAUUCCAGGCAUUUGAGUGCAGUUUAGCAAAGAAGGACCUGACAAGUUUCUCAGAGAGUUCCAGGCAGCUGUUCCAUCAUCUCACUGCUGUUAAAUUAAUCACUGCCAAGGUGGAUGCCGUCUCAGACUUUGUUGUGUAUGUGUCUCUCUUCUUGACUGCUGAGGGAGGAGAAGUGGUAGAUGUGGUGGCAGAACUCGCCAAAAAUGAAUCUUCCAGAGAAACUCAAGGGAAAGAAGAAAUUGCACCUUCACAACAAAAAGGGAGCAUGACAAAUGGCCAGCCCAAAUCCACAUCGAAAGUAAGCUUCUCGCCAUUCCUGAAAGAAACAUAUAGGAAGUCACCCCCUUUUGUGGCUGAUGUUGAAAGAGAUUUUGCCAACUUAAUAAACAGCGUGAAUAAAGAGUCACAACAUCCAACCCAGAACUAUACAUUCCCUCCUAUGCCCAGAGACCAACGUGCAUUUGUUCAUGAGCUAGCUGAUUUAUACUGCCUACCAUCAGAUAGUGCAGGACAGGAUGCUGCAAGGCAUGUUGUCAUCACUGCUACAAGGGGAAAGAGUUUUGUUCCAUCUCCUACUCUGUCAGAGGUGUGUCAGAAUGAACCAGUAAACCCACCAGGGGCUUAUGUAGAAGAACAACAAAGUGAGAGAGACCAUGGGAGGUACAUGGGAGGUAAUGUACGCGGUGAUGAAGGUAGACAAGGAUGCUUCGUCUGUGGUGAUAUAGGACACCGGAAAACAAACUGCCCUAGGAAUAGGAACCGGGAGAGAAGUAAGAAUGCAUCAUGGUGGGGAGGAGAUAGUGGAAGGAAGGGUCGCAAAGGAGGCGGCGGAGGCAGGAGAAACUGAUCAUUUGAUAUCAUUGGAGAGAAAUAGACUAAGAACGAAGAAGAGAAGACCUUCAUUCAUGAUCUAAGGAGCCAAUUAAGAUAUGUUUCUUGCAAUCUUCAUAGUGCAUUGAGACGUGCAGCUGGUGUUAAAAAAUAUGUUUCUGUUCGUUGAAAACAUCAAUCGGUUGGACAGUCCAAGUUUUUGUGCUUGAAGUGUAUGCAUUAAUUCAUCUUGUACUAAUGCAAACACCAAGUUAUUAGCACCAAACUGUGUUGCUAUAUAUUAGUGUUUUUUUCUGAAGAUUGGCCUGGCAAUUGGACUUUGUGGUCUGUUAAGGGCAUUGAAGUCAAACGAAAUGGAAGGGAUUCCAUUGGCUAUUACAUCCUGAAACGAUAACGGUUGUUUCUUAUGUUAUUUUAGUUUUUGAACAGUUUAAGAAUUAAGUUGCCAUCAGAGGAAAAUGGUAGAUCAAUUGCUGUUUUUGUUACUGAUCAAGACAAAGUAUUCUCUAUUUGAUUAUUAUUAUUUUCAUUAUUAUCAUUAUUUUUGUUUUUGUUAUUUAUAUUAUCAUUAUUAUAGUUCUUUAAUUCCAGCAUUUGUGGUAAGGAAAGGAAAAGAACAGCAAAAGUGAAAUGCAGUAUCACUUGACUUAAUUUUGAUCAAUAAAUGUAAUUUUUGAGAUCUUAAAGCUCCCAAUCUUUUUAUAUAUCCCCCGCAAGUGUCUGUUUUUUUCCAUGUGAUUACUCCAUAGUACAAACUUGUCUGUCCUAAAACCUUUAUGGUGUUGAUAAUAAUAGAAAUGCUUUAUUUGAUGUAUUUUAUGAUCUUAUAACCACAUUCUUUUUUAAUUGGAUGCCUGAUCAAAAUAAAAUAUCAACAUAUCUUAUCUUUUUGAUGUAAAGUAACUUUUCAAUUAAGGAAUGGGCUGAAAUUUUCAGGAUAUGAUCAUUGUAUGCAGCUUUCAUGUAUGUCAUCAGUGAAUUCUUAAUUAGGUGUUCGAAGGGUCCUCCCCCCCCCAAAAAAAAAAAAGGACUGAAAGAAUGUGCUUGAUAUAAUAAAAUUAAAGAUUCAAAUUUUCACAAUCAAUGGCUGAAAAAUAUAAAUGACACUAUACUUUUAUGCAAUGUAAAUUUUACAUGACAAUUUAGAAUUUUCCAUUAAUUACCCUUGGUACUGAAAUUUCAUUUUGGAAAGAAAAUGGAGUGACAUGCAGUUAGGUUGAGGUGCAAAAACAAAUUUGCAUGAUUUUUUUGUACUUUAUUUUUUUCAUUUUGUACAGGGUCUUAAUAUUCUUUAAAUAUGCAGAAAUGGAAUCCAAUUUAAAUUGUCACUUCUUAUUUUUUAUUCUCCAUGAUGCAGUCAUCUUGGAUGCUCAUAAAUCCAGUCCUACUCAACCAGCGGGUGUGUCACAAAGAUUUAAGUAUGACUUAGAGUUGAACUUAAAUGUCAGUGUGUCCAUGAUAUGCAACACGCAAUCUUAUUGAUCAAUGCGCAGUAGUGUGCGUCCUCUUCGCAUGAUCUUACCAAUGUGGCAUGCCUUUCAUACCGCACGCAACAAGACAUUUAAGUGCGACUCUGAAGUCAUACUUAAAUCUUGGUGAAACACCCCCUGGGGGUUAUUUCAUAGGGCUGUGACAUCACCAUUGAUCCUUUCUUUUGCUAAAUCUUACACCACUAUGGAGCUGACUUGCACCUAAAACAUUGUUUCAGUAGUCGAUCAGCUUUGUGAGACAUUCCACUGUUAUUCUAGUAAUUGACAUCACAAAGUGUGACCAUCAGUGUUUCUAACCCCCUUUCCAGGGGGGUGUUUCACAAAGAUUUAUGUAUGACUUAGAGUCGCACUUAAAUGCCUAGUUGCGUGCGGUAUUAAAGGCAUGAUCGCAUUCUUCAGAUCAUGCCAAGAGGACACGCACUAUUGCCCAUUGAUCAAUAAGAUUGCUCGUUGCGUAUCAUGUACGCAUUUAAGUGCGACUCUAAGUCAUACUUAAAUCUUUGUGAACACCCCCCAGAUGUUAUUGCCACUUGCCAGCCGUGACAUAUCAUCUUCUUAAUAGAAUAACGUCUGGAUGUUAGUAUAUUAUGAGUGGCAAUCAAUCAAUUAAUCACCCCUUCAAACCGUGUUUGUCAUACGGAUAACAAGCGGUGAUAUCGCUCAAUAAAGUUUGAUUAAUCACUGAGAUUAGACUGUGCGUUAUGCCUCUCAAUGCACAUCAAUUUGUUAUUUGCAUUGUAGCAUACGUCACAACAUGCAAGUAUUAUAUGAUAUGUCGCAAUACUGUCUAUGAGGAUCAUAAAAUAUGGUGAUAACAUCUGAAUUACAUGUUUUUAAUUUCCUGUUGCUAUCUAUCCCAAGUAACAAUGUGUAAAUGACAGGGUAGUGAUCCUCACUGGCUACCAAUACCGCUAUCUAACAUGAGUGGUGAUAAGGUCUGAUAAGACCAAAAGUCAUCUAUGUGUCUCCUUUUACCUUAUAGUCUUGCCAUUCUAGUAACAUUACCUCGUAUUUCUUGUUUAUAUUUGCCUGCACAAAUAUAUCUUUUUCAUUUCUUUUGGUUUGUGAUUAUAUAUCUACACCAGUUUACAAAUGUCACAUCGUAUUUUUCCCUCGCCGUAAUCUCAAGUAUUUUCUUUAUUGAUUGAGUGAGAUUGGGUUUUCACAAGUUUUUAAAGAUUGCUUUGGAAUUUCUAUGGCAACCAUGAUAUACAUGGUUUCAUACUUACAUAGUUGCAUAUAUAGUCCAUCCAUAACAACUUUGUGGAAAAGUUACAGUUAGUUGAACCAUUGUUUAGACCAUAUCCCCUUUAACAUAGAGAGAUACGAUCAAUAGUUAAAAUAAAUUAUAUUUGUACAUGGUUGGCCAUAAACUGUUAAUUACAAUUGCCUGUAUUGUGUUUGUCACAGGGUUCAGAUUGUGCAAAAUGCAUUUUUUUGGUCCAAUUUCUUGUUAAGGCAAAUUCACCUUCACCCCUAGUGGUGCUAUGAUGGAUCUGAUAUUCAGGGAUGUAGUCAGGCCGGCCUGACCAGAAUUUGCAGGCCUCGGCCUCGGCCUUGGCUCAAGUCACAUGUACAAAGUCCAUUGGAGAAGGGUUUUUUUCUGGUGGCCUUGUGACUCGGAAAUUCCGAACUCAACUAUGUCCCUGAUUUCUCACUAUCUCUUCAGGCUCAAAAGCAUCCCUCUCUUUUUAUCGCACUUCAAUUUCUUUGUUCAUGCUAGAUUCACUAGGCCUUUUGCUAUGUGUAAUGUGACCCAUGAUAACAUUGUUUAUAUUUUGCAUAUGAAGAAGGCCUAGAAAAAUCCUGAAACACCUAGAAAGAGACAAAUAGAGAGAAUGACACAUGAACCUCAAUCCAAUUUAUUGCUUCUAUUUACUCGCGUUUUGAGGGAUUGUUUUGUAUGCAGAUGAUCUUUGGAUAAGAAAAUAAAAUCCUGAUCAAUACCACUCAAAUUAAAAAGAAAAGAACAUGGAAGUGCAGGAUAGGCUAAAAAAAUUGGCCGCAUGUAAGUUUAAAAUUCAGUUGGGUAUUGUGUAAUCCUUGGUGAAAAAUAAGUACUUUUAAAUAUUGGAAGUUGGUCAGAUGUUGUGAUCUUUUUUAAAGAGUUCUAAUGAAGUUUCAUUGUGUGUACUUCAAAGAUUAGGUUUUUGCAUGGACAGAAGUGAUGUAUUUUAAUGCAAAGAAUAGUUAACGUCAGAUUUUCUUGUCUUUAAAUUUUUUUUUGGAAAAGGCGUAAUCUGAAUUAAGUUUAUUCUUUCAGUUAUUGAAAUCAAUUUUUGAAAAUGUUGAAUUGGACAGCAAAUCAUUUUCUUAACUCCAUUUUCACUCCAGCUUUAAUGGUCUAUAUUCGUGAAUUAAUUUACCAAAGAUACGUGCGAGAGAACACAGAUGUGUUUAGGAUUACAGUAUGCACAGGCGAAAACAUUGCUUUUACAAUGUAUAUCAUCUGAUCUAUAUAUUUUUUGUAAUGUGUAAUAUCAGCACCUCUUUAUUAAGCGUCACACUUCCAGUCGUUGAUUGUUUCAUAUUAUGUGCACAAAAAUGAGGUGGGCGUUUUCAUUUGGUCAAAGUGAAAUGUAGAAUCUGUUAAUAUGUUCGACACAUGUAUAAACAAACAUGAAUGGAAUAUUUCAGUUACAAUUGAGAAUAAGAUGAAUACAAGAACAAGCCAGUGACAUGGUAGUCUAUUUUUGGUGAAUCAUGAAAAGGAAAGUGACUUUUAUGUUUCCCCAUUGAAGAUUUUGGUAAGUGUUUCAUUCAUUUCAGGCUGAGGGGGUCUGGUUGAAAUAUAAGCACUAGAUGCUCUCCUGUGUAAUCAACAACUUCCCAUGGUUAACUUAAUAGCUGUACGCAGAAUUUUUUUGGGGGGGUAGGAGAGUAAGCGUUUUUGAAAAAACUUGAAAGAGAGGGAGCUUGUCAUUUGGAUGCAUUUGCAUUUUGUUAAGUGAAAAAAUUGAAGGAUUUUGUGUAAACUAUUGGUGAACUUGAUUUGGCCAAGAAGAUAUCUUAGGUCUUUCAUAAUAGACCCCUAAUUAGGUCACCAAAGUUAAAGGGAUCAAGGGAUCAUGUCAAAUGUGAAAGGUGAUGACACAUGACUCCUAGAGACCUUUCAAACUAUUAUUUGAAUACCUUUUUGCUGAAAGAACUUUCGUUUGCUAAGAAAACUUUUGACACAUUUUAGUAUUAAAUUGCUUUGAAAAAAACCCCAGAAAGUUCUAGAAGAGUGCGAUGAAGCAUGGACCCAUUACAAAGUAGCAGUAGGUCCAUGGAUGAAGUGAGUAAAUAAUUUAUGUACAUUUCUGAUGAGCUAUAUAUGAUUUCCUUUCCAAACUGAACAAAUUUGUUGUAAUAGAAAGAAUAAUCAGAGAAAGCAGAGUUUUAAGGAUAAAUAUAACAUCUGGUUUGACAUUUUGUCACCAAAAAUAUGGGAAAUUCUAAUAAAACUGUAUGAAAGAAUUAGUGUAUGUUGAUAUCAUGUAAUCACCGGAAUGAUUGAGAUAUUGUCUGUUUGGCUGCAAAUUCAAAAUGCAUGCUAAGGACUACACACAAAUUUUCAACCUGAACUUUUCAGCUCUUUGUCUUUGAAUAUUAGGUCAUCUGGAGAAUAGUCCUUUGCAUGGGUCCCUUUUUUUUUAACCAUAAAUGAUGUUUAAUAAAUAACUGGAAAACAUUUUUCACUUUUCCAACAAUGAGAGGUUGGGUUGGUUUAAUUGUUUAAUUUAUUUUUUUUGGUCAAUUUUUUUAUAACAAGUUUUUUGUUUGUUUAUUUAUGUUUAUCUGAGAAGAGGGGGUGAAUUGUCUUUGCUUUACAGAGAGAGAGAGAAUUUUUUUUUUAGACGAUAGCCGAGUCCCUUGAAAGGUAGUUAUACCUGCAUGGUGUACAUGUAUGUGAUGCUAAGACAUAUAUAAUGGAUUUCAUUAGCACGAUGUGGAAGAAAAAAUAAAAGGGAUGAAAGAAAUUUCAAGCACAGACUAUUCAUGUUAUGUACUUCAUACAAUAACCUUACAUUGGAUAAUGUGUAUUCAUGUUUUGUGCUACUGUUGGUUGUUCACUUUGUGUAUGUUUUAUGACAUUUAUGUUGUGAACUACCAAUCUCUAAAUGCAUUGUUAGUUUGUAAUAAAUCAAGUCAAGAAGUUAAAUAAGUCA
Messenger RNA from Lytechinus pictus (painted urchin), 9211 nucleotides. RefSeq names its product FK506-binding protein 5-like. The record is from RefSeq and is a predicted model, not a curated record. Bases 206 to 3586 code for a protein of 1126 amino acids. The transcript is spliced from 29 exons. Gene Ontology annotation, molecular function: nucleic acid binding; zinc ion binding. Lineage: Eukaryota; Metazoa; Echinodermata; Echinoidea; Temnopleuroida; Toxopneustidae. Gene Ontology annotation, biological process: spermatogenesis; piRNA processing; P granule organization. Gene Ontology annotation, cellular component: P granule.